AUGGGAGCUGUUCGUGCGGGCUUCUGGAUCGAUGGGAACGAGCGCAUUGUCAUUCUGGAUCCUUCGGCGGAGCAUCCACGCACGUGGCAGAGCAUAGUCGUUCCCCCGGAAGACGAAAGGUACCAACUCCUUGGUCCUUAUACCCGCUGGCGGUGGCUGCUCUUCAAACAGUGGAAUGGGAUGCUGGAAUCGGCAGGACCACUACCUGACUGGGAGCGCAAUCUGGCUGAGCGGUUGCAAACCCUUGAUGAUAGUGAGCGUGCGAGGGUACAGGAGGCACGCAGGAACGGCUUGACAGAUGCAGCACUCUUUUGGGCGUUGUUCUAA
Molecule: messenger RNA, 327 nt
Organism: Fulvia fulva
Lineage: Eukaryota; Fungi; Ascomycota; Dothideomycetes; Mycosphaerellales; Mycosphaerellaceae
Exons: 1
Coding region: 1-327 (108 amino acids)
Source: RefSeq, a predicted model, not a curated record